UCGGACAUCGAUAGCGUGUGCGAACUUGAAUUGUUUUGGUUUGGCCUCGCGGCAUUUCCUUCAUUUUCGUGUUAUUUAUGAGGCUCGUCAACGAUGCUGCCCAAUGCAAAUGACAAAAAGGAUCGUUAUGCCAAGCUGUCCUUUCUCGGCGAGGGUCAGUUUGCCAUUGUUUACAAGGCGCGCGACACGGUGACCAGCCAAAUUGUGGCCGUGAAGAAGAUCAAGAAGGGAUCGCGCGAGGAUGCGCGCGACGGGAUCAACAGGACGGCGCUGCGGGAGAUCAAGAUACUGCAGGAGCUGCAGCACGAGAACAUCAUUGGCCUGGUGGACGUUUUCGGUCAACUGUCGAAUGUGUCGCUCGUUUUCGACUUCAUGGACACCGAUCUGGAGGUGAUCAUCAAGGAUAACAAGAUCAUACUUACGCAGGCGAACAUCAAGGCGUAUGCCAUCAUGACGCUGAAGGGUCUGGAGUAUUUGCAUCUCAACUGGAUACUCCAUCGCGAUUUGAAGCCAAACAAUUUGCUGGUCAACAGCGAUGGCAUCCUAAAGAUUGGCGAUUUCGGUUUGGCCAAGUCCUUUGGGUCGCCCAAUCGCAUUUACACCCACCACGUGGUCACCCGCUGGUAUCGAUCGCCGGAAUUGCUCUUUGGCGCCCGUCAAUACGGCACCGGUGUCGAUAUGUGGGCGGUGGGCUGCAUUUUGGCGGAACUUAUGCUGCGGGUGCCCUUCAUGCCGGGCGACUCGGAUCUGGACCAGCUGACCCGGAUCUUUUCCACACUGGGCACACCGACGGAUGCGGAAUGGCCGCAUUUGAGCAAAUUGCACGACUAUCUACAGUUCCGCAACUUUCCGGGCACUCCGCUGGAGAACAUCUUCACCGCCGCUGGCAAUGACUUGAUCCACUUGAUGCGCCGCCUUUUUGCCAUGAAUCCGCUGCGGCGUGUGUCCUGUCGCGAGGCACUGAGCAUGCCGUAUUUCGCUAACAAGCCCGCACCCACAGUGGGUCCCAAGUUGCCGAUGCCCUCGGCCAUUCUGGCCGCCAAGGAGGGCGCCAAUCCGCAGGCCGGCGAGGCGAAACCCGUGCUCAAGCGCAAGCUGGUGGAGACAACGGUGAGGGGCAAUGGAUUGGCACAGAAGAAGCGGCUGCAGUUCUAGCACACACAAAGGUAUCAUCCAUUCUUGCAAAUCGGUCAGUUAACAAAGAAUUUCUAUUACACCUUAGAUGUUUGUGAUAGCGUUACGUUGUUCACCGAAGAGAUUCGCAAGAAUGUCGCAUACACAAUAAGUUCUCUGGCUCUUCUUGAGACGCAAGUCACACGUUUUCUCUUAUACCUUAAAUACCUAUAGCUUACCAUUGAUAAUUCUGUUGAAAUAACUUAAUUCGUGCAUAUUUUUCCCCAUCGAAGAGUGGAGAAAAACUCAACACGAGUAGUUAAGACUAUGCUUAAGAUGAGGAUGAUCUAUUAAAGAUGUGAUUCAAAGCGA
Molecule: messenger RNA, 1485 nt
Organism: Drosophila santomea
Lineage: Eukaryota; Metazoa; Arthropoda; Insecta; Diptera; Drosophilidae
Gene: Cdk7
Product: cyclin-dependent kinase 7
Exons: 2
Coding region: 94-1155 (353 amino acids)
Biological process (GO): positive regulation of transcription by RNA polymerase II; protein phosphorylation
Cellular component (GO): transcription factor TFIIK complex; nucleus; transcription factor TFIIH holo complex
Molecular function (GO): ATP binding; RNA polymerase II CTD heptapeptide repeat kinase activity; cyclin-dependent protein serine/threonine kinase activity
Source: RefSeq, a predicted model, not a curated record